AUGGCCGCAAACUGCACCCCCACUGCAGAGAUACCAAACCCUUGCACAUCUCUAGCAUUUUUAGCUCCUGAGUCAGCAAUGCAGCUCGAGGUGUCUCGAUAUCUCUACUGGGCUACAGUCGGGGCGUUCUUGUGGGACUGGACUAUAUCUUUACCAGAUGAAAUCCGAAUCUUCCGAAAAACAGGAAUUCGCCUUCCAGUUAUCGCCUACGUGCUAUCAAGAUUUGGCACUCUAGCCUAUAUUAUCAUCGCUACAGUCUUUCAAGCACUUCCGGUUCACGGAUCUUGCCAAACUAUUCUUUGGAUCAUUGGUUUCAGCUAUCCCUUUGCAGCACCCGCUACAGCGGCAUUAUUCUUCUUUAGGGUCCGUGCGGUCUACGACCGUUCAAUCAUCGUCACACUCAUAUUCGGAACAUUAUGGCUGGGGACAUUGGGUGCUGCGAUUGCACUCCCAUUUACGCUUAAAGGAGAUCACAUAGGAACGACAGAUUAUUGCAUUCAAACAUCUGUAGCACCAGGUGCUUCUGCUGUUGUUAUCAUAAACGCCUGCAGCGACACUCUCGUCUUCCUUUUCAUUUCAUGGCGCCUCGCACUCAAUAACUUUACUGCUGAAUCCUGGGGCACCCGUGUUCGUUCCUUCUAUAAAGGAGAUGGACUCCCCAGGCUCUCUAAAACCCUGUUGCAAAGUGGUCAGGCAUAUUAUUUGGCCACUGUUGGAUUGAACGUGGCAACCAUGAUCAUGAUCCUAGUUCCUACCGCACCUCCUGUAUACCACGCUUUUUUAUCGCUUCCCAACAUCGCCCUUGAAAACUCAAUGGCAUGUCGCGUUUUCCGGUCAAUCCAUCUCGGGACCAUCAGUUCCCAACCUGGCACCUCAUACUCGUCAGGUCGGGCGCCUUCCGGAAUCCGGUUUGUGGAUCGCCCUCCGCAUGCCAUUAGACCACAGCUGUACAGCGAUAUACACUCAACUCCACUCGACAUCAGCGUCACCACACAGCAUUCGAGUUUGGAUGACACGAACCAGAAAAAAAAUUCAUACAUAAUUGAACAGGAAACGACCGAUGUUGUCUAG
Suillus bovinus is the source of this 1071-nucleotide messenger RNA. RefSeq lists its product as uncharacterized. Bases 1 to 1071 code for a protein of 356 amino acids. The record is from RefSeq and is a predicted model, not a curated record. NCBI's taxonomy places the organism in Eukaryota, Fungi, Basidiomycota, Agaricomycetes, Boletales, Suillaceae. The transcript is spliced from 5 exons.